Messenger RNA from Arachis ipaensis, 1032 nucleotides. RefSeq lists its product as uncharacterized. The record is from RefSeq and is a predicted model, not a curated record. NCBI's taxonomy places the organism in Eukaryota, Viridiplantae, Streptophyta, Magnoliopsida, Fabales, Fabaceae.
AUGCUUACUGUAAAGGAUUACAGCAUUCGGCGCGGUGUUGAGUACAGAGUGAUGGAGUCGAAUCAUCUUAAGUACCAUGAGAGAUGCAAGGAGUUUGAGAAGGGUUGCACGUGGAUGACUCGCGUCAGCCUUCGAGCACGGAAGGGAACCUGGGAGGUUCGACGUAUCGAUAAAGGUGUUGCAAGAAGCUACCGAAGGAACGUACGGGUUCAAGCCAACUUACAGGAAGACGUGAUUGGCGAAACAGAAGGCGGUAGCACAGAUAUACGGGGACUGGGAAGAGUCCUACGCCAAGCUACCUCGUUGGAUCCUUGGUGUGCAGUCUACCAUGGAGGGGAUGGUUUUCUUGUUGAAGACGUCUCUGGUUCGAGUCGCAUAGACGAUACUCAUCUGUAUGGCAAGUAUAGAGGGACUUUGCUUCUGGCCAUCGCUCAAGAUGAAAACUCCAACAUCUUGCCUAUUGCUUUCAGUCUCGUGGAGGGAGAAAAUGCCGAGUCGUGGUCUUUCUUCCUGACCAACCUGCGCCAACAUGUGACUCCGCAACAGGGGAUACUGGUCAUCUCAGAUAGGUACAACGGCAUCAAGGCUGCACUAGAGAACCCUAACAGUGGGUGGUUACCCCCGCAUACAUACCGAGCAUUUUGUAUUCGGCAUGUUGCAGCUAACUUCGCACUCAGUUUCAAGGGCACGGAUGCAAAGAGUUUGCUUGUGAACGCGGCUUAUGUGAAGACUGAGGUAGAGUUUCACUAUUGGUUUGAUAUAAUGCGGACUGAGAAUCCAGCAAUGUGUGAUUGGACGAACAAAAUAGAAUAUGAUAAGUGGACUCAGCACCAGGAUGGUGGCAGACGAUUCGGUCACAUGACGACCAAUAUAUCUGAGUGUGUUAAUUUUGUCCUGAAGGGUACAUGGAAUCUUCCGGUUACCGCCCUUGUGAAGUCCACAUACGGUCGGCUAGCAGAGUUGUUUGUGAUUCGUGGUCAGACGGCAGAGGCUCAAUUGGCCAGGGUGCCAAGUUCUGCCAGUCUUUUAUGA